AUGCGUUCGGGUAGUAGCGAAGGGGAAAGCAUACACUUAGAAUGGAUGCAAUGCGCUAUGGAAAUGGCGGAAGAAGCUUUAGCGGCUCAAGAAGUCCCCGUCGGUUGCGUCUUCGUCCGGGACAACAGGAUCAUCGCAAGGGCGCGGAAUCGGACCAACCAGCUUCGAAAUGCAACCCGCCAUGCAGAGCUCGAGGCGAUCGAUGAAAUUCUUGCCGACAAGCAGCUCACACCCGAGGUAACAAAACAUCCACUUGCGACCACGACCCUCUACGUCACUGUCGAGCCAUGCAUUAUGUGCGCAUCGGCACUACGUCAGAUGGGGAUCAAGGACGUCUACUACGGCUGCGGAAACGACCGCUUCGGCGGAUGUGGCAGCGUACUCGGGGUCAACAGCGCCCUACCGCAUCCAGAACACCCAGAAUACCGCGCCGUAGGAGGCUACAUGCACGACGAGGCCAUCAUGGUCCUCCGCCGCUUCUACAUCACGGAGAACACGAACGCGCCGGUCCCGAAGUCGAAAGCGAACCGGGUCCUGAAGACGGAGAUCCCCUCACGUGCUCCGCCGGUGCCUCAAGGCUGA
Messenger RNA from Trametes versicolor FP-101664 SS1, 582 nucleotides. Its product is annotated as cytidine deaminase-like protein. Bases 1 to 582 code for a protein of 193 amino acids. NCBI's taxonomy places the organism in Eukaryota, Fungi, Basidiomycota, Agaricomycetes, Polyporales, Polyporaceae. Gene Ontology annotation, cellular component: cytoplasm; nucleus. The record is from RefSeq and is a predicted model, not a curated record. Gene Ontology annotation, biological process: tRNA wobble adenosine to inosine editing. The transcript is spliced from 5 exons. Gene Ontology annotation, molecular function: tRNA-specific adenosine-34 deaminase activity; zinc ion binding.